AUGCUGCGACUCCUUUCCCCUCAGAGAGACUUUCUGUCGGCUGAGCAUGCUAUUGACAUAUGUGAUGCUCCACGCCCCUGUACUACCAAUCAAAUAGAAGCCCGUAACUCUGUCUCUACGGCUUCAUCCUCCCAUUUCACCUUCCUCACAACCCAUUCAGCCCGGUCACGGACCUCCUCAGUGACCACAUGCACCAGCGUCUCUGGAGCCGGCUUUGAGAUACCCCGCCUUACCAAGACGCCUUGGGAAUUGGAACGUAACAAGAAGAACCCAGUAUGGCGACGCUCUAGGCCUGAGUAUCUUUUCCCCGCCCAUGUGUUCAAGAAACUUCCCCGAGAGGUGUAUGAUUGCAUAUUGGAGCAGUUGGAGUGUCUGCACUUUGGACAGAACCAGGCGUGUUCAUCGUGCUAUUUGAAAGAUCUAUAUAACCUCUCGUUGACGAGUCGGGCUUGGGAUCGAGCGGCUACAUUGCAAUUGUACCGCAAAGUCUGGGUCUUAACUAAUGAAGACCACCCCAAAAUGCCUAAACUCAAAAUCAAAGGCACGAGCCGGCUUAAGCUUCUUCGACGCACUCUCCGCGAACGCCAGGCACUGGCGCGAUGCGUACGGGAGCUCCAUAUGCCCGACAUCCAGACCUUGUAUCAGAACGCAGGCAUCGAGAAAGAGGAAAUUGUAAACUUGGUCGCGUCAGUUGUAAUGGCGUGUCCAAAUCUUGAGCGCCUGGACGGGUUUCAUGCACCAUUCACCCACACGUUUGAUCGGCUGUCCCAUGCACUUUCUACGAGGGAGAGUCUGAAAGAGCGCAUGUGGAUACUUUCUGAGGACGAUAUCGAAUCAGAUUCCGACGAGGAAGACGACCCAAGUAACAUUUACUAUCAUGCUGCAUUGGAUCCGACAGAACGCUUCCUCGAUCUUAACUCCAACCACCCUAAUCUCACGACGCUAGUUCUUCAUCAGCAAUCAUGCGCUUCCACCCCCUUGACUUUCCGCGCCGUCAUUGGAGCCUUCCGACAAUUUCCCUUGCUUCGUUGUUUAUCGAUAUCGAAUCUACCAGCUAGUUCAUUCACGAGCAUGACUCUCAACGCCCUUCCCUUGAAUCUUCAAUCCCUCCGUCUCGAAAACCUUCCAGGCAUCAACGACAAAGGCCUCCAACGCUUUGCAACCUCGAAUAUCCCGACCACCAUCGAAAACCUCACACUCAUUGACCUUGAAAUUUCCAAUCUAGUGACUCUAUCUAACUUUCUAAGCCCUCAUCUAACCGCCAUCAAGCGCUUCACAUUCUCCCAGCAAAAAGCGCCCAAUCUACCACAGGAUGCACCUAUCCCUUUUCUCCAAUCACCUACCCUGAAUUACCUCCACUGGGAGAUCAAAUCCCAAGCCGGCCCACCAUCAACCCUCCUCUCACCAUUUGCACCACAGGCACCAACGGUCAGAUUUCCAUUCCCCGACUCCGAACCCCUUUGCUGCCUAGCGACGAAUCUACUGGCGAUGAGCAUAAAAACAGGCCUGUUCCCCGAACUCAAGAAAGUGAGAAUACCACAUGAUCCGCAAGGAUUGGUCCAGGCACUGUGCAAACCGCGUGCCACGGCGCUGCUCCCAUCCGACACUGCGCUUCUAACGAGUCCGCCGAGGAACUCGAUUAUUUCCACACCAAAUCAGAACGAGAACCAGAGCCACACUCAGAAUGGCGGUUGGAACUGGAACAAAAUCGCCGCGGCUGUCGAUCCUCUAGCCUCAUACCAUGCUUCCUCACGCCCCAGCUCUAUAUCCAAACAUCCGUCGCAACCCCCAGCUCCGCACUCGAGCUCCCCACGUAUCGACUCUCCGUUCCCAUCUCCCCGCUUCAGCAAACCCCAUCCCAAUCUCGAUUUCCCCAUCACAACGGCUGCAAGUCCCGCACAAUCCCGUCUCGCUGCCCAAGCAAGAAUUCUAGCGAGUAGGAAAGUUCCGUUUAUGGUUUUCAGAGUAACAGAUCCGAAAGGCGCGGUGAGGAUUAAUAAGACGGUAUAUGGAUUCCUAGGGACUUUGGAUAGUGGAAUUGUGUACGAGAUUAAACCGGAUAGAAACCGGGCUCGCAGUUUUGGGGUCAAAGAUGAUAGUGGCUGGGGCGCUGAGGGGGAUGGGAAUGGAAAGAUAGGAAGUGAAUGGAUUACCAGCAUCGACGACGUUAUUGGGGAUCGCGAGGGAUUUAGUGGAGGGUCGCUCGGAUGCAGACAUUUUGGGAGAGGGGGGAGGAAGGUUGUUGGUGUCGGGGAGAUGUUUUGAUAUAUACUCUGUUACGGUCUAUUCUCGUCUCAUUUCAAGGCCGCGCAGCGCUCACUCGCUCACUUCUCUUUAUUGAAGCAUUAUCAGGUGUAAGGGGAGAAAGUAAGGAUGAACUAGUCGGUCGUUUGUUAUCUUC
Lindgomyces ingoldianus is the source of this 2401-nucleotide messenger RNA. RefSeq lists its product as uncharacterized. The record is from RefSeq and is a predicted model, not a curated record. Lineage: Eukaryota; Fungi; Ascomycota; Dothideomycetes; Pleosporales; Lindgomycetaceae. The coding region runs from base 1 to 2265 and encodes 754 amino acids. The transcript has 3 exons.